AAUUAUUGAUUUAUCAUUUUUUUAGAUGAUGAUUUUUGUAUUGAUCAACAGAAAAAAUAAUUCAGCUCUACAUCCAACAUGGUGGCCUGGAUUGUACGUUGAACAAGCUUUAGCUUUCUUCGUCCCCUCUGGCGUAUUCAUCAGAUCCUCAGGCUUCAAGGAAAGUCCAGUUGAAGAAAAUUGAAUUUACCGUUAAAUAUGGUCUCUAAAAGAGGCUAUGGCGGUGAGCUGCUGCUACUGAUUCAAGGGCAAACACUGGCUUUACUGCCUCCAUUUAAUUCCUGUGCUCCGGCUCGCUCUACCUCACUUACUCCUUUCUCCCCGCUGCUUUCUAUCCUCUAAUCUUCUUCUGUCGUUCUCUUUCUGAUGCUCUUUUAUUCACCAUAAACGCUGUCCCCCCCCCCCCCCAGCCUGGUUUGACCUGCUGGUAUCUGCCUGUAAGACACAGAACCACGAUUUGAACUCUAUGCAAAUGCUGACCCACUAUAUCCUGCAACGGCCUGGAGGGGUAUCGCAAGUGCAACUUUAAUUUGUGCACUCAAGUGAAUAAUUAGUAGCUUGAUUCUUUGUACCAACUCCACCAAAUGGCAGAAUUAAUACCACUCAUGCCUAAAUAUUACUGAAAUGAUCAACUAAUAAGUAGCGACUGUGUAAAAGAAUCAGCAGAAAGAACAUUUGCAUUUCACUAUAUGUAGCUUGCUGUUUCGUUGAGACGGAUGUGUUUUUGCACAAGGAAGACGUUUAAGGUCGAUACGCUGCAUCAGUAAAAACUUCCGGGAAUCUAAAAAUGUCUGCAUGUGCACAACCACUCCUUUGUCUAAGUAAAGUGACAGAUAGACGGGUAGCAGCGGUAGAUUAUCUCAGGUUAGGAGCUGUGACCAGUUAAAUUAUGUAAAUGAAUUAGAAGAGUUUCUUGAAUUCAGACUCAAGCCACGCCAGUUGUCUUCAGACGAACCAGGAUUAUUCAGAAUUGAAUAAACCGUUGAUCAUUUGGGCUGAAAGCUGCCUUUUGUUUUCAAUUAAAUAACCUUUUUUUAGAUUGUUAAGCACAUUACAUAGAUAACAUCCACAUUUAUAUUUGCAGAAACAAAUAAAGGUAGUAGUAAAGUAAAUACUAAUGCUACAUGUUGAGGUGACAUACUGUUGUUAUUAUUGGCCACUAUGUUAAAAGAGCAACUUAAACGUACUUACCUCAUGUGAUAAUUGUGUAUUUACUCGUACUGACACAAGUAAAACAGGAGGACUCAGUGCUAAUGUCUGAAAAUGUGCACAAACAGGUUUGAGGUGAACAUUAGGGUGUGUGUGUAUGUGGGUGUGUGUGUGUGAGAGAGAGAGAGAGAGAGAGAGGAGUUCUGUUUCCUCUAUGUAUUUAUACGCUUUAAACCACAUUCUUUCACAUUCUCUUUGUUUUAUUCUUUGGAUCCCUUUCGACGAGUGUUUUGUGUACAGUAGACUGACACAGCUGAGUCCCGUUGGUGCUGCUUUCAACCCUUUAGCCAAUCGGCUCGACAUAAAACACAGACUUCAUAUUAAGGUUAUAAUCAGACUUCCUGUUACUCAGCUUCUUGCUGUUAAGCAUUCUGGAUCAUUACCAUGACGUGACACAUUAUGAGUAGUACUAAUGAGUGGAUGAGAAUGUUUUCAUGUUAAAUGAAAACUAUUUUGUAAACAAUAUCGGUCUCACUCAUAGAAUGGCAUUGAAAGUGUCUCAUAUUUAAAUAUCAGCCCGAACAUAAGACGACCUUCCUUUUCCAACACUUGUUUAUGGAAAAAGACCUCUUGAAGACACAACACGCACGUUUCCCUGAGAUACUAUUAAUUCAAGCAGAAUAACCUUCUCAUUCUUCUGGCUUUUUUUGAAAUUCUUCACAUUUGUGGAGCUUGUCUCUCAGUCUCAUACUCACUCUCUCCUGUCUCAUCUCUUGUGAGCAGUCACAAUGCUAUUUUCUUCAGCAGUUGGCAUUCUUCAUACAAAUAUUAUAUUUAUAUUCAUCAGGUUCUUGCUUGGGACACAGUGUUUACCUGUUGUUUUCAUUCCAUCUGCAAAAAGCAGAUAAUAAUCUCAGUCACAUGUUCAGUGAUUGGCUGAGAGGUUUCAUAUCCUUUUGUCUCUAGAAUCACUCACACCCCCACACGCUCUUUGUUUUUUUAAGGUGUGGACUGGUUUGUAUGUGGCAGGUCAUACCAGAGAGUACAAGGCAGUAAUGUGUUGUGUCAGGGUCACGGGAUGCAUGUGUGAAUAAUCGGCCCAAUAACCCAACACAGUAGACAAAUAGGGAGAGACUGAAAGUCUGGUAUUUCUCUGACUGUCGAGUGGAGAAUCAGCUUUAAAAUUAAAGUAGACAGACUUGGAUUUACUAGUCUAGAGCCGGCGGCAACCUCUGAGUCUGAAAAGUGAAGAAAAUGAGGACGUGCCUUCAACUUCCGGGGGCAACUCCUCUUUUUGCAAAAAGAAGUCUGAUCGUAUAGAAGUCUAUUUGUCUCUGCUUCUUACUUGAUUUAUUACCUCAGUAUAAUAUGUAAGCGUGAGUUUAGUCUUCUUCAAUACAUGCAUGAUGUUUAUUUAUUAAAUUAUGGUCCAUUUAGAGUGAAAUAGACCUUACAGCAGAGUAUGCUUUAGGGCGGGGCUACCUUGUGUUCGACAGGGCGCUACCAUGGCGUUGUCCGUGUUUUCUUCUUAAAAACAAGAUGGCGACGGGCAAUUUCCGAAUUUAAGGCUUCAAAACCGUAGUCCACCAACCGAUAGGUGACGUCCACUUCUUACAUACAGGCUAUGGUCCGGAGAUCUGUCUGUUUCGUGAACGGAUUGUGCAACUUAUGCAUCUUAGAAACUCCUAUUCUUUUGUUUUUCUGGGGAUUGUAGUCUUUGACGCUGGACUCGAAUCAAACUUAUCCUCUGAAGAGGAUCCCUGCUGCACGUCUCUUCUCACCGUCUCUUUCCACUUCCCUGAUUGAGGUUGACCGCGGCGGCAGUGCAGCCAGUGAUGAUAAACUAUGCAGAGUUGUAACUGCUUUGAUCUUUUAUUUUUGGGAUUUGACAACAUGAUGCAAGUUGAGGGAAAUUUGCUGAUUUAUUCAUAACCUCUUGUGAAUAUUUAAUCUUCGUUUUUUGGUGGUGCACUUUGUUGUGAUGGCAUUGAGGCUAUUUAGCAGAUCACAGAUGAAUCAUAACAUUCAGUGUUUGUUCUCAUAUGUGAUGCUUAUCAAAUUGACAUUAUGAAAUAUGAAUGUACUCUAUUUGUUGCCGCGUAGGAUUUGCUUACUUCUGCAAUGAUUGAUAUUAAACUCAUCAGGAAAGCGAUCUUUCAUCUGUCAUCAUGUCUUCACUAAAUAUAUGUUUAGUCCACUCGUUCUGUUGCUGUGUGUUUGAUAUCGGGUCAAUUUAACUAAAAAUGAUGCAAUAGUGAUGUUAGAUGUCCCCCUGAACCACACUUCACAGUCGUGCAGGUAUUGAACCUGUGACCUUUCUUCUAAAGAACGUUUGCUUUAACUGUUGCCACCCUGCAGAGCGCUUCAUCUGUGGAUGGGUGCAGGUGCCGCUUCUAGAAAAGGUCUAUUUUAAAUAGGUCUGUUUCCAUACCAGACAUGUUGUUCCCGUUCCUCCUUUAAAGGGAAGAGUAAGAAAUCUUUAAGUAACUCAACUUUAAGAGUUAUUUGAGUUACUCACAUUAUUCGUUAAGUUUAGGGCUGAAAGCAGAGUGUUACCAGAAAAUAUUACAAAAGUUGUUUUUCUUUCAGAGGACGAGGACCAUAGAAGGAAAUUUAAUUUUAAGCAUGAGUAUGCACUUUAAGCAGAUUACUUUGAAGCACAUGUGUGUUUCAAUAUGUAGAAUUCUCUACAGAAUUAGUUUAAGGGUGGUAUUAAUAUAUUCCUGUUCAAGGUACCAGUGAGAUAAAAAAGCUGCGAGUAGGAGAUCCGUGACUUUGAAGGCUUGUCAUAUCUCAAAACACUGCAUUGCAGUUUAUAGUACGAUGGGGAAGGAUUUCUGGGGCGUUACCAUGUGACUGCUCAUUUAGUUUUUAGAUAAACAGUAGAAUUAAAUGUGUCUCGUUGUGUACUCUUCUCUGUGUUGUUCUCAUGUGAUCCAUUGGCCGACUUCCCUCCUGCUCCUUUAGUUUUAUCUCUCUCACUUGCUUCUUCUUGCUCUCUCAUAGUGCAGCGCCUCAGCUUUCUCUGUUCCCUUCCUAACAAUGUGCCUCAUUGUUGAGCAGGAGGCUGUCAAGCAUGAUAUCUGGGAUUAAAACGCACAGUCAGACAGAAAGAAACACAGACAGAGCUUUUCUACACUGUUCCAUUACUCGCCAAAUCCUCGCUACAGAGGCCUUUUUAGGGUCAGUCUUCAGGGCAAACAAGGCACUGGUUUGGGAACAUUGAGUUCCCUAAUCUCCGGGUGUCAUUGUCCUCACCCGCCUGAGCCUGGCAGCAGCAGGACCACCCUCGUUUAAAAGGUGUAUGCACUGUACCACGCUAUUUAGGCCCCCAAAGUGUCGGCCGUAAUAAUCAUUGUACAAUAUUCAAACAUUAUGCAGUAGUUACAGUUUUUAUAUCUAUUCAGUUACAGCAUGAUCUGGUUUGUGGUACUUCUUUUUGGGUUUCAAUAGUUGGGGCCCUGACCCAAUAUAAGACUUUCACCUCCAGUAGUGGGAUUUUCUGUAGCUUCUAAAGAGGCUUAGGACCCAGCAGUGCCAGUGCCGUUAGUUUUAGGGCUGAAGGAUCCAAUCUUUAUGUGUAAACAUGUAAGACUCCUAAAACCCCCAUUUAAUAACCUUCAAUACACUUCACAGGUAUUCACUGAAAGGAUUUACCGUAUUAGUCCCUAAAAGGGCAACAUGGCAUAAGAGGAACAAUUCAUUUCACCUCAGUGCUGCCUGUGCUGUGUAGAAGUUAAAAGACCAACGUUUGGUCCUUUUUAUUAUGUAACAGAAAUGCAUGGGUUUAUAAGUAACCUUGUAGUUCAAUUAUAUGUAAUGUAUUACAUGAAGAGCUUUAGAUAAACACCACCUACAGUAUAUGGCGUUCAUUUAAAAAACAUCAUUUUUUAAAGAGUGUUUGUCAUCGAGUCACAUCUGCCACUGAGCUGAAUCCACUAAAAGCUGUGACUCUGAAUGUUGUCUCACCAAAGGCAGCAAUAAAAUGAAGUGUAUUUAAAAGGUCGUGACAAGGAUUUCGGUUGUUUAUUAACCAAAAAUGUUAAGAGCCAAAGUUAAUUUUAGUAUCAGAAUUAAGUAAAGAUGGCUGCUUCUAACGGGUAAGAGCGAAUCCUUGAUCCCCUGAAAGCUGUCAGAUGGUUUUGUUGAGAGAGACGGACAUCAUCACAGAGAGGAGAAGACAUCCAGCCUCAUAACUCCCACAAUCCCUAUUCUCAUCUCUACUUCUCUACUGCGCUUCAUGUAGCGGUGAUGCCGACCGCCUCAGCAAGUUGGAUGGCUUGUGUAACGUGCAGCAUACCGAUGAAUGACGGGGAAGAAAAAGGAUUAGUAACAGGACAGAGUGUCUUCUAGCAGAAAAGCAGAAAUAAAAGAGUUGUUCCAGAAGGAAACGUGGCACAAAACCCACCAAGGCUCAACCAGGUGCAUGUGUGCAUAUUAAAGACUUUGGUUCAUUUUCAACUCUGUUGUUGAGACUGUGUGUGGCAGAGAUGGGCAACAUGGCUAAGAAAUGUGCUUGUUUAAAAAAUUAUUCAGACAAACGAGCUCAUUAAAGCUCAUUAUGGACACUAUUUUUAGCUUUCAACCUUUUUAAGUUGUAAAUGAUUUUGCAUCUCCAGUAAAUGUAUUUUCCUUCUCCCUCACUCCCUCACACUUUCCCUUCCGUCUCCGUCUCUUGAAUAUUUCAGUGUCUUUCUGACUACAUCACACUCUCAGAAGCAGAACGGUGUUCUUCAUAUUUUACCACACGGCCAUAUUCCCAUAAAGAGCAGCAAAGUUGGACGCACCAAAAAUGUAUUCACCCGUUCAUCCCAUCUCACAUAUACUCUUAACAGCCUCAUUAAAUACGCACACACACACACACACACACUCUUGACAGCCUCAUUAACUACACACACACACACACAACCUACUUAGCACUGUUAGCUGCGAGCUGCUGACUCAGCGGUCGCCAUAUUGUGAGCCGUGUGGAGGAAAUCCCUCAAGCAUCGAUAUGCUCUGAAUUCAAAAUUCAGCAUCUUUAAGAUGUGCAUACACACACACAAACUUGCGUGCAGCACUUAACAGGUACACAGCUGAUGUACCCAGAUUCAAAGAGGCAGUUUGCUCACAUUCACUUGGGCAUGCACGGACAUGCAGGACACGCACACACGGCUUUCCAGCCAAAGCGGUGGGGGUUUGAUUAUUGUGUUCGGUCCUCGCCUCCAGCAGACGCUUGGACAACACGGCAUCUCAAGCCUCGCGGUAGGAAGAUGAGAUUCAAGAGGAAGGAGAGGAGAGAAGAAGAGAAAAGGGCAUAGAACAACAUGGAGAAAAAGACUGGAGAAAUUUACCAAAAACUCUAAAUUUUGAUUGGUUUGAUUCUAAAUAUUAGGGUGAAGGCUGGCAUGUAUGAAAGUGAUCGGUGUCCCAGUCAGGUUGGGUUUUUUUUUUGUCUUUAAUGUCUUCGCUUUAUUUCCUUUGUGCAAUCCUUUUCACACAUUUUGUGUUGCAUUGGUCAUCCGCGGCCAAUUUUGGAAAAAGUAUUUUGCAUGUGGUUGAGUAAGCAUGUGGUAAUUAUUCAUUAUUAUUAAUAAGCAGUCAAUGCCGUGUUGAUUUUCUUUCUUUGUUUAAACAAACAGUCUAAUCUGCCGUCCGUGAUGGAGUCAACUGCUGUGUUAACGAGGUGCUGGUAAUCGCUUAUGGCACAGAAAUAGAAUAGAAUCCUGCAAGAAGGAUUAGCGGUCCGUCAAUGAGGAACUACCGGCUCAUCUUCUGCCACAACCUGAAGCAGCCAUAGAUGGUUUGGUGGUUCUCUGGCUAAGGGAAUAGAAGAUAGGAUACACUUUCACUGCUACACGACGUGAGGUCUUGGCGGGGCUGUGGUGAGGAGGAGGAGGCGGCCAUGAGGAAGAGCGUGUCUCCGUUGCCAGGCAAUGAGGGCGGGAGCUCAGCCAGCACCACGCGUGUUUUUGGCGUUCCUUUGGAGGAAGUGACACGCACGCACACAAUCAGCGGCCAUGAGGUUCCUGCACUGGUCAAAGACAUCGUCGACUACAUCGAGGAGCAUGGUCUUCUGGACCUGGAGGGGCUCUUCCUUGUUAAUGGCAACGCAGAGCGUGUGGAUUGGCUGCGGCAGCGUUAUGACAGUGGUGAGGAGGUGGAGCUAGAGAAGGAGGCGGACCUGGCGUCAGCAGUCAGCCUGCUCCGACUCUUCCUGCAGGAGCUUCCUGAGCCGGUCAUCCCAACGGCGAUACAGGGACACAUUCUACAGCUUCACCAAGAUUACAGCAAUGAAGAGGAUCUGUGUAGAAACUUGAAGUACCUGCUGCAGCAGCUUCCCCAACUCAACUACGGCCUGCUGCGUUUCCUGUGCCGCUUCCUGGGCAGCGUGGCCUCACUUCAGCAGGAGAGCUGGAACAUCGGGACGCUGGCCGCUGUCUUCGGACCUGACAUCUUCCAUCUGUCAACAGAAGGAGAGGACCUUCGAGACCAGGAGUCUGUCAGCAGAGUCCUGGCAGAGCUGCUGGACAACCAAGAGGGCCUGUUUGACUCCGAGGAAGAUGACGUCUCCACCACCAACGACUACAGCUCCAUCAAUGAACAGAUCACAGAGCUGCUGGACGAUGAGAAGUGCGAGGCCGAAUGUGAAGAGCUGCCCCAGGACGGAGAGGAGGGUCCCGUCUCCUCUGACUCACCACAACACACACACACUGACGACAGCCCCUCAGCCAGCUCCCACCUUUCCCCUAUAUCCAUCCUGCCUGCUGACUCUGCUGAGAUAAUCCAGCGAACCAUCAGGGCCGCAGUGGAGCAGCACUUCUUUGAGCUGAAAACCUCCAUCGACACCAACUACGACAGCCAAGGAGUGAGUCCCAGUGAGCCUGAAGACCAGGGUUGUGAUGGAGACGAGGCGCAACAAACUGACCCCGAGGACAGCCCCUGCGACACAGAAGGGGAGACCCCGCUCACACAGACCGAGCAGUGCAUACAACAAAGCCAGAAAGACACACAGGAUUCAUUUGACUCUGGCGCCGCCCUGGAGGAGAGCUCGGGGAUGGACCUGGAUGCAGAGGCCGUCGGAGACGCUGAGAACAACAUCAACACUGCCAGGCAGGACAAUCAACCCUGUGACAACAUGGAGCAGACUCAGACUGACACCAUAAGCUGUGAUUCGGACUCAUGCCGCUGUGAUCAGAACGCCAACACCAGCAAGACCAACAGGAACCGCCCGCCGCCAAGCCAAGCAAAGUCUGGCCACAACCCCCACCUCCAACUCUUCCCCGACAGCCAAUGGGAAGACCCCGUCCCCGCUUUCAAAUCCUGGCAGGACGACAGCGAGAGCGGCGAGGCUCAGCUCUCCCCGCUGGCCGGCCGCAUGGUUACUCUCCCUCCUCUGUUGCUGGAGGAGGAUGGCGAGGAGGACGUGGGGGAGGGAGGGCAGGAAGCCUCCCCCUCCUCUUCCCGCUCCCAUCCUCACCUCCUGGCGCGACGCUUUCUCGACUUCGGAGCGCACGGUGCCCAGCGAUUCCUGCAGCAAGACCCGGACGCCACCUCACCCACCAAAGCACAGAGGCCACGCCGAGCAUCGUUUGGCUCCAAAGAGUCGAUGAGAGGAGGCGAUUCAGUGACCCAUCAACUCACCAAGAAACUUCAGCACCUGAAGAAGAAAAUUAAGCAGUUUGAAGAGCAAUUUGAGAAGGAAAGGAACUAUAAGCCCUCUCACGGAGACAAGGCAGCUAACCCCAAAGUCCUCAAAUGGAUGACCGACCUCACAAAGAUCCGCAGGCAGAUUAAAGGACGCCAGCACCACCUUUUACCCAGAAGCACGCUGAGGCACCAGGCUUUGCUCCAUUCAUACAGACGCCACCAUGCUCCCUCCUCCCCUUCCCCCCCCUCCUCUUCUAUCUGCUCACCCCCCCAUCACACACUCACCCCCCCGCUCCACCCGUACUCAGGCCUGAGCUCUAGACCGUAUCACCUCAAUGCCAAACACCGCGCAGAGAGCGAGCUCGGCCCCCAGACUCGUCCUCGGAGCAACACCUUACCCAAGAGCUUCGGCUCCACGCUGGACCAAGGCGCUCACGAUGCAGCAGGAGAGAUGAAGGGCCAGGGCCCCACCAGGGAGGAAACACUGGAGCUGAUCCAGCACAGGGUCAAAGGGAAGAAGCAGGAGGACGGCUGGCCUGAUGACAUCAAGAAGAUGACCAAGGAGCAGUUGUCCUGUGAGAAGACGGUCCUUCAGAAGAACCUGCUGCACUAUGAGGGCCUGCAUGGUCGACCAGUGACCAGAGAGGAGCGUCUGGUGGUGAAGCCUCUCUACGAUCGCUACAGACUGGUCAAACAGAUGCUCACCAGAAUCAGCAUCACACCGAUCACAGUGUCCCCCUCCAGUAAGAGAAGAAGUCAGACCCUCCAACCAAUCAUCGAGGGCGAAACCGCUCAUUUCUGGGAGGAGAUCAAAGAGGAGGAAGAGGAGGAGCAGAAAGAAAGAGAAGAAGAAGGAGGAGGAGGAGAAAAAGAAGACAACAGGGAGGAGGAGCGGGAGGAGGAGGAAGAAGAGGAGGACGAGGAGGAGGAAGGAGAGAGCAGCGGUGGGGAGAUGCAGAGCUCUGAGGUCAUCAUGGCCGUCGAUCUUGUGACCUCGUCUGAAGGAUCAGCGAGGAGCCAGAACCUUCCCGACAGGCAGAGCGACUGUCCAAUGAGAGCCAAGAUGGAGGAGGGGUCGGGGAAGCUGGCGCUUGACCUUCGGCUGUCCAGCUCCAACGCCUCGUCCAUGCCAGAGCUGCUGGAACAGCUGUGGAAGGCCAGAGCAGAGAAGAAGAAGCUGAGGAAGACCAUCCGAGAGUUUGAAGAAGAUUUUUAUCAGCAUAAUGGAAGAAAUGUGCAGAAGGAGGACCGGGUGCCGAUGCUGGAGGAGUACAGGGAGUACAAGAGGAUCAAGGCCAAACUCCGCCUGCUGGAAGUUCUCAUCAGCAAACAGGAUUCCUCCAAAUCCAUCUAG
This is a messenger RNA of Anarrhichthys ocellatus (wolf-eel), 10132 nucleotides long. It is a transcript of the gene fam13b, whose product is annotated as family with sequence similarity 13 member B. Gene Ontology annotation, biological process: signal transduction. The transcript has 23 exons. The record is from RefSeq and is a predicted model, not a curated record. The coding region runs from base 7034 to 10132 and encodes 1032 amino acids. NCBI's taxonomy places the organism in Eukaryota, Metazoa, Chordata, Actinopteri, Perciformes, Anarhichadidae.